AUGUCCGGCUUCAUCGAUUACAGCAAGCGCCGUCGCGGUGCCCCCGAUGACGCCUCAGACACCAGCAGAGGCGCACCCGCACACGCCGACGCCGCAGAUUCGCUUCGUGAGCCAGAGUCUCACCGAGACCUCGAGACGGAAACCGAAACAGAUGCUGCUCCGCCUCGUCGCUCCUUGAAUCCUCGACGCUCCGAAGCAGAAGAAGGUCCCUUUGAGGAUGCCUCCGACGACUUUGACGGUCAACCUACCAAGCCCUCUCGUCCUCCUCGUGUCGAGGUCAUGAGGGAUCCUGGUGCCCGCGGAGACUACCCUCACCGCGACGAAAGGCCCUUUUUCGAUCCCACCUUUGGCAACUACCAGUCAGAAGCUCCGCUCGAGAUGCCCUUCUUCGACCAUGUCGUCGCCGAUUACGGCAACUACGGAGCUUUCCAACGCUUGCGACUCAACUUCCGUCAGGCCCUCUCUUUCCUCGCCAGCACCACCGCUCUCGGUUCUGUCCUCUUCGUCGCCUACUUUGCCUACUUCAAUCCUUUCAAAAAGUCUCCUCCCAAGGCAAAGGCGGAUCGAGAAUACGAGCGCAGGAUCACUGGCGAACGCGGUUCAGGCCGUCCUGCUUACUACGCCGAGUUUUGGGGGUACCAGUGCGACGAGCACGAGAUCGUCACCGAGGGUGGCUGGAUCCUCAAAGCCCACCGCAUCUCUGAUCCCCGUCGUCCCGGCGGCGUCGGCUAUCCCGUCGUCCUUCAGCACGGUAUCCUCUGUAAUUCGUCCCACUUUGUCGUCAACGAAGAGCGCUCCAUGGCCUUCUGGCUCGUCGACCAGGGCUUCGAUGUAUGGAUCACCAACAUUCGCUCCAACUUCAAGGCUGGUCACACCGAAUACGUUCGCUCCGAUCCUCGCUUCUGGGCUUGGGGUCUCAAAGAACUCGCUUUCGAUCUGCGCGACGUCGUUGACUACAUCACCGCUGCUUCCGGCUACCCACAACUCGCUUACGUAGGUCACUCUCAGGGUGCUGGCUCCAUGUACCUUGCCCUUAGUCCAGGUAUCUGCCCCGAGAUCGCCAACAAGCUUAGCUGCUUCGUCGCCCUCGGCCCCUCCGUUUACGCUGGCUCCGUCCUGCGAAGAUUCCCCUUCUCCCUCAUGCGUCAGUUCCGCUCUCGAAAGUGGUGGGGUCUCAUCUUUGGUGUGCGCGAAUUCAUGCCCGCCAUCGGCAUCGCUCAAGAGUUCCUUCCCACCUUCUGGUUCGGUCACAUCGCCUACGUGAUUUUCGCCUUCCUCUUUGGUUUCCACGACCACAACUGGGUCUCUCGUCAGAAGCCAAAGUUUUUCCGCACCGUGCCCGUGCCGACCUCUUCCGAACUUCUCUACUGGUACAUGUCCGGCUUCUCCCACCGUGGUUGCAUCUUUGACCCACGCAUCACCGAGCCUUGGUUCCCCAGAAACUUCCCUCCCCACUCGAUUUUUUAUGGAGACAUCGACUACCUCGUGCUCGGCAAGCCUCUGGUACAGCGCAUCCAGCGCCACGAGACCAAUGUCGAGAUGAUCCACACGGUCGAGCUCCAAAACUACGAGCAUCUCGACAUGAUUUUCGGUGUCGACGCUUUCCGAACCGUCUUCCCCGGCAUCAAGGACACCAUCUUGCAGACCAUGGACCCCGAGGACAUGGCUCCCGAGAUGUCGGAGCGAGGUGGGCGAUACUAA
Molecule: messenger RNA, 1701 nt
Organism: Pseudozyma hubeiensis SY62
Lineage: Eukaryota; Fungi; Basidiomycota; Ustilaginomycetes; Ustilaginales; Ustilaginaceae
Product: predicted triglyceride lipase-cholesterol esterase
Exons: 1
Coding region: 1-1701 (566 amino acids)
Biological process (GO): lipid metabolic process
Source: RefSeq, a predicted model, not a curated record